Molecule: messenger RNA, 1082 nt
Organism: Vidua chalybeata
Lineage: Eukaryota; Metazoa; Chordata; Aves; Passeriformes; Viduidae
Product: glycogen [starch] synthase, muscle-like
Exons: 8
Biological process (GO): glycogen biosynthetic process
Cellular component (GO): cytoplasm
Molecular function (GO): alpha-1,4-glucan glucosyltransferase (UDP-glucose donor) activity
Source: RefSeq, a predicted model, not a curated record
CGGCGGGGGGAGAGGGCGUGGCCUGGGCGGACGGGGGGCGGGAGGGGUCAGUCCGCGAUCAGCUGCGGGAGCGCGGGGAGAUGCCGCUGGCCCGCAGCGUGUCCGUGAGCUCCCUGCCGGGCCUGGAGGAUUGGGGGGGUCCCGGCGCCCCCGACAACGUCGUGCUCUUCGAGGUGGCCUGGGAGGUGGCCAACAAAGUGGGGGGGAUCUACACGGUGCUGCAGACCAAGGCGCGGGUGACGGCCGACGAGUGGGGCGAGAGCUACGUGCUGGUGGGGCCCUACGUGGAGAGCGCCGUGCGCACCCAGGUGGAGCUGCUGGAGCCGCCCCAGCCCGCCCUGCGCCGCACCCUGGCCGCCAUGAACGCCCAGGGCUGCAAGGUGCAUUUUGGGCGCUGGCUGAUCGAGGGCAGCCCGGCCGUGGUGCUGCUGGACGUGGGGGCCACGGCCUGGAGCCUGGAGCGCUGGAAGGGCGAGCUCUGGGAGAGCUGCGCCAUCGGCGUGCCCUGGUACGACCGCGAGGCCAACGACGCCGUCCUCUUCGGCUUCCUCGUCGCCUGGUUCCUCGGAGAGGUGGGUCUGGGGUUUGGGGUGCCCUGGUACGACCGCGAGGCCAACGACGCCGUCCUCUUCGGCUUCCUCGUCGCCUGGUUCCUCGGAGAGGUGGGUUUUGGGGUGCCCUGGUACGACCGCGAGGCCAACGACGCCGUCCUCUUCGGCUUCCUCGUCGCCUGGUUCCUCGGAGAGUUUGCGGCGCAGAGCGAGGAGCGGCCGUUCAUCGUGGGCCACUUCCACGAGUGGCUGGCGGGGCUGGGGCUGGUGCUGAGCCGCGCCCGGCGCUUGCCCGUGGCCACCAUCUUCACCACGCACGCCACGCUGCUGGGCCGCUACCUGUGCGCCGGGAGCGUGGACUUCUACAACAACCUGCACAGCUUUGACGUGGACAAGGAGGCAGGUGAGCGGCAGAUCUACCACCGGUACUGCCUGGAGCGCGCGGCCGCGCACUGCGCCCACGUGCUGACCACCGUGUCCCACGUCACCGCCGCCGAGGCCGAGCACCUGCUCAAGCGCAAGCCAGGUGUG